Molecule: messenger RNA, 4724 nt
Organism: Malus domestica (apple)
Lineage: Eukaryota; Viridiplantae; Streptophyta; Magnoliopsida; Rosales; Rosaceae
Source: RefSeq, a predicted model, not a curated record
AUACUUUCAUUUCAUGUAAGCUUUUUGUCAUGGAAAAUCCAAGGGCUUAUUUGAAAGUGUCUUUGAAAUAACUGCAAGUGCUUUGAUGAGAGUACUUAACCAAUUCUUAUAUGUCAGAGCAGGUCUUUCUCCAUCUUCAAGAACAAGUCUCCAUCUUCAAGAACAAGAAGUUCCGUGUGAAUUUUCCUUUAAAGUUGGACGGUUGAUAUACACUCUCCUGAAGAAGUUAUUAUUCCUUUAAUUUUAGUCCCGAUUUGUUAGCGAGCCAUCUCUCCUCUCUCUAGUUCCAUACUUCCAUUCCAUCGGAGCAUGCUUUUCUCCAUCUUCAAGAACAAGAAGUCUCGUGUGAAUUUUCCUUUAAAGUUCGACGGUUGACAUUGCUCAAGCUUCCCCGUAACAUUUGCUUACUUGUUCUUGGAUUGGGUGCCUCACUUCACUCUUUCAAUCUUGAUACCUUGCUUUCUCCUGAAGAAGCUGUUAAUAAACAUGAUCCCGAAGAAGUUCUUAUAAGCUAUGUCACUAGGAGAGGUCUUUAUUUCUGGAUUACUCCAAGUGUUACUUGAAAGGUUGACAUCUCGUGAGACGCUGAGCUACUUUAGACGCCUACUUGGCGUUGGCAAAGAGCUAGACAAAUGGAAUUCAAUGUUGUUUGCUAUUCAAGCGGUACUGAAUGACGCAGAGGAGAAGCAGUUGACAAGCCGAGCAAUGAAAUUGUGGCUGGAUGGUCUUAGAGACUUGGCUUAUGAUGUGGAGGACAUAUUGGACAAGUAUUCAACCGAGAUAUUGCGACGCCAAAUAAAGAAGAAACAUUGGGCUACCACAAGCAAAGUAUGGGGAUUGUAUUCUGAUGUUAAAUUUAACUAUAACUUGAGCUCAGAAAUAAAGAAGAUUACUGAUCGGUUACAUGAGAUAAUGGAACGGAAAAACCAACUUGGUUUAAAUGAGGGGACGCCAUCUACUAAGGAAUGGCAUGUGUCACCAAGUUCCUAUCUACCAGAAGGACCCGUGAUUGGAAGGGAUACAGACAAGACGAAGAUUAUUGACUUGUUGUUGAAAGAAGCACCCCGUGUCGUCAACUUUCAUGUAGUUGCCAUUGUCGGUAUGCCUGGAGUGGGAAAGACAACACUUGCAAGGCAUGUUUAUGAUGAUGACGCGACAAAAGAGUUUAGCCUAAAAGUAUGGGUAUCCGUGUCGGAUGACUUCAAUCUUGAAAGAGUGACAAAGGCAAUUCUUGAAUCUGCCACAUCUGGUCCAAUGCCGGAAUUCAAGGAAUUCAACAAGGUUCAAGAAAGUUUGAGUAAGGAGCUAGCAGGAAAAAAGUUUCUAAUUGUUUUAGACGAUGUUUGGAAUACAUGUGUCUAUGAUUUAUGGAUAAAAUUGCAGUCCCCCUUUCGUGUUGGAGCAUUAGGAAGUAAGAUAGUUGUGACAACACGUGAUGCAAAGGUUGCAAACAUGAUGGGAUCCACUGUUUAUCAAUUGGAUUGCAUGACAGAUGAUCAAUGUUGGGAAGUCUUUGAGCAACAUUGCCUUUUGGACUUUACCAAAAGGCCGCAAAAUUUUAAGUUGGUUAAGGAGAAAAUUGUUGCAAAAUGUCGCGGAUUGCCAUUGGCUGCAAGGACUCUUGGAGGUCUUCUACGUUGUAAACAAGUUGAAGCAUGGGAGGAAAUCUUAAACAACAAGAUGUGGAGUUUAUCAGACGAUAGUGGCAUUCUCCCGGUAUUAAAAUUGAGCUAUCACUAUCUCCCUUCGAGUUUGAAACGGUGCUUCGCCUAUUGUUCCCUACUUCCGAAUGACUAUGAGUUCGGGGAGAAGCAGUUGAUCCUUCUGUGGAUGGCAGAAGGUUUGAUUCAACAAAGAGUAGAGGACAAGAAACAACUGGAAGAAGUAGGCAGUGACUAUUUUCAAGAGCUAUUGUCCAGGUCAUUAUUUCAAAAGGCAAGCAAAAGCAAUGAUAAGUAUGUAAUGCAUGACCUUGUUGGUGAGUUGGCGCGGUGGGCUGCAGCUGAAAUAUGCUUUUCAUUGGAGGAUAAGGGAAAUGAUGACUUGCAUCCAAUGGCUCGUCAUAUGUCUUAUAUUAUUGGUAAGUAUGAUGGGGUUAAAAAAUUUGAGGCCAUUUCAAGAGUUAAACAUUUGAGGACAUUCUUGCCGCUUCCACAAUCAAGGUAUAACUCUCUAACUCGUAGGGUUACAUUUGAUCUAUUGCCAGAACUGCGAAUCUUACGGGUGUUUUCUUUGAAUGGCUAUGAAAUAACUGAGCUGCCCAAUUCCAUUGGUAAUUUGUGGAAUCUACGGUAUCUGGACCUUUCUUAUACAAAAAUAAAGAGUUUGCCUCCAUCAACAACCACUCUUUGCAAUCUGCAAACAUUGUUAUUAGAAGGUUGUUCUGAAUUGGAGGCAUUGCCCGCAAACAUGAGUAAUCUAAUUAAUUUGCGGCAUCUCAACAGUUCCAGUGGAUUGGACAGAAUGCCUCCGCAUCUAGGUCGAUUGACGAAUCUGCAAUCCUUGUCGUAUUUUGUGGUAGGCAAAGGUAGUGAUCAGUCUGGAAUAAGAGAGAUAGGGUCCCUACUGCAUCUCCGAGGGACAUUGUGCCUCUCAAGAUUGGAGAAUGUGGUUGAUGCUAAGGAUGCUAGCGGGGCCAGGUUAAUAGACAAGGAGAGGCUUGAUUCGUUGAAGCUGGAAUGGUCUGAUUUGAGCGGAUCGAGGGAAAUGGAGUUGGGUGUGCUUGACAUGUUAAAACCUCCUAAAAAUCUCAAAGAGCUCACCAUUGAGGGUUAUGCUGGAUUGAAAUUUUCAUCGUGGAUUGGAGAUCCUCUGUUCUCUAACAUGGUCCGUGUAAGCUUAUACAAUUGUGCAAGUUGUCAUCUCUUGCCACCAGUUGGACAGUUGCCUUGCCUUAAAGAACUUUAUAUCAGGGGAAUGACUGCCGUGGAAAUCGUUGGUCCUGAAUUCUACGGAGAGGGUAGCUUGCCUUUUCGAGUAUUAGAGAUUCUUCAGUUUUCGAGCAUGCAACACUGGGAGAAAUGGCUGCCUUUCGAUCAGGAUAAGGGAAGUGGUGUUUUCCCUAGCCUAAAAGUGCUUUCAAUCAGAAAGUGCCCUAAACUGGAGGGCGAGUUGCCGAAGAAACUUAAUUCGUUAGCAAAGCUUGAGAUUGUUGGAUGCAAGGAAUUGGUGGUGGAAAUUGCCAAUUAUGAACACGCGAGUGAAGUAAGCAUCCAUGGCUGCAAAGCGCUUGUGCAUACUAGCGCAGAGGUUGACUUUAAGUUAUUAGAGACCAUGCGGCUUUCAAAUAUUUUGGAGCCGCAGUUGGGAGCAGGGGGACUUACGAAAGGAUUGGGCAAGAUUAAGGAGUUGAAGAUUAGUGGUUGUGAGGAGCUGACGUCUUCACUGGAAAAAGAGGAUAGAUGUUUCCCACACCUGAUUUCUCUUGUUCGUUUGGUUAUUGAAGGCAACUCUGCCCUUGUUGAAGGUCUCGGAAAAGAAUUGGAGGGGUUGCUGCAGGUUCCAAUUUUAGCUUGUAAGCUUGAAUAUCUGAAAAUAAACAAAUGUGAACGUCUUUCGAAGCUGCCGAAGGGGUUGCAUCAGUUGUCGUUUCUUCAAGAGCUUCACAUAAAUGACUGUGAAAGUCUAGUUUCUUUUCCAGAUGUUGGCCUGCCACCUUCUCUUAAAGUCUUGGAGAUUAAACACUGUAAGUCUCUGACGUAUAUUGCAAAAUACCAGAUUCCCCAAAAUCUGAAAAGAAUAGAGAUAUGGUUUUGUGGAAGUUUGAAAUCAUUAGUGGAGGAGGAGGAGGAGCUCGUUGUUUCUUGUUCAUCUUCUUUUUCUGUUUCUCUUGAGCACUUGGAGGUAUAUUAUUGUCCAUCUCUGACAUCGUUAUCACUGAGAGGCCAGCUUUACAGGGCGCUUAAACACCUUCAAAUAAUCGAAUGUGAAGGGCUACAGUUAAUAGCAUCAGACCGGUUCUUCCACGACAAUACUAAUAAUUGUCUUGAAUAUAUUAACAUUGUCAGGUGUCCAAAUCUGAAAUCCUUACCGGAGGGCCUAUGCCACCUCACCAAUCUUCAAGCUUUUACUGUUAGGGGCUGCAGAAAAUUGGAGGUGUCACCGGAAGACAUUCGCAAUCUCACGUCUCUUAAGGAAUUGGAGAUUGACUGCUUGGAAGGUUUGACUUCCUUUCCUCCCAACCUCACAUCACUUGGAAUUUAUGAAGUCAAGAGUUGUAAGCGGCUCUUGGAGUUGGAGUGGGGGUUGCACAAACUCACGUCUCUCAAAUCUUUGUCGAUCGGAAGUAAAGAUCCAGAUGUGUUGUCAUUUCCACCUGAUGGGAAGGAGGAGAUGCUGCUCCCCAAAUCUCUCACUGCACUCACAAUUAGUGGCUUCCCAAAUCUGAAGAAACUCAACAAUGGCAUUCAAUUCCUCACCUCUCUUCAGACUCUGCAACUAAUUGAUUGUCCAAAGCUCGCAUCCAUUCCAGACGAAGGUCUGCCUCUUUCACUUGGGGAACUUUCGAUCGUCAAGUGUCCUUUACUGAAAGAGAGAUGUCAACCUGGAAAAGGACGAUACUGGCCCAAAAUAUCCCGCAUUCCUUGCCUAUAUAUAGAUUAUGAGACGCUCUGAAGCUCCAGCUUUCUCCAGGCAGCGGGUUGAGCAACCUGGUCCUUGGUGCGUGCAUGCUUGACACAUGAACCAGUUCCGGCACAAGUCCAGAAUUGAGCUUAUGCAGACAC